AUGGGCGGGGGUGUUGUCGUGUCAGCCGCGCCUCUCUCCGGGAAACUCGAACUCGUCCCCUACCUUGCUCAUCCACGCGAUCGCGAAGAGACGACAAACAAAAAACAACCUCCCUCACACCCGCACCCCACUUCACUCCCCUCCCCCUUUCGCUGCAACCGCAACACCAACAACCACGAGGGGUUGCAAAGUAUGGCUGGCCGAUUCGUCAGAGCGUCGAAGUAUCGCACAUGGAGGCUGACGACGACCACUCAUCACGUAGGACACGUCUUUGGCAAGCCCACGAGAAAAGACAAUUGCUACGACAAUAUUCACAUUAGCCGCAAUGCCUGGGACACCAACCUGAUCAAGCACGAGGCGGAAGAGAAGCUGACUGUCGAUACUGCACAACAGGUCAACCCCGAAUACCUCUCGGUCAAUUGGGACUCGUCCGGCGGCGGCGCCUUUGCCGUCAUCCCGCUCAACGAGCGCGGCAAGCUCCCUGAUCAGAUUCCUCUCUUUCGCGGUCACACGGCUGCCGUUCUCGACACCGACUGGCACCCCUUCAACGACCGCUUCAUUGCCUCGGCCUCGGAAGAUGGCAAGGUCUUCCUUUGGGAGGUCCCUGAAGACUUUACCCUCUACACCGACGCCGAAGAAAUCACCAACGUCGAUCCUGUGAGCAAGCUCGCCGGUCACUCCAGAAAAGUCGGACAGGUCCUCUUCAACCCCUCGGCCGAAAACAUCCUCGCCUCCGCCUCGGGCGACUACACAAUCAAGAUCUGGGACGUCACCACGGGCCAGUCGCCCCUCACCCUGCCACAUGGCGACAUCGUGCAGAGCCUGACCUGGAACGCCGCCGGCAGCAUGCUCGCCACGACGUCGCGCGACAAGAAGAUUCGCGUCUGGGACGUGCGUCAGGAGAAGCCCGUCCACGAGGCCCCCGGCCACCCCGGCGCCAAGAACAGUCGCGCCGUCUGGAUGGGCGAGCACAACCGCUUCGCCACCACGGGCUUCUCCAAGAUGAGCGAGCGCCAAAUAGCCCUCUGGGAACCCGGCAACCCUGAGCCCAUCGGCGGCUUCAGCAUGAUUGACUCCAUCUCGGGCGUCUGCAUGCCUUUCUGGGAUGAUGGCUCCAACUGCCUGUACCUUGCUGGCAAGGGUGACGGUAACAUUCGCUACUACGAAUAUGAAAACGACAAGUUUGAGUUCCUCAGCGAAUACAAGUCUCCCGACCCUCAGCGCGGCAUUGCCUUUGUUCCCCGCCGUGGCAUCAACACCCAUGAGAACGAAGUGAUGCGCGCCUACAAGACUGUCAAUGAUAGCUACAUUGAACCCAUUUCUUUCACCGUGCCGCGUCGCGCCGAAACUUUCCAGGCCGACAUCUUCCCUCCGGCUGUCGGCGUGAAGCCUGCCUGCUCCGCCAAGGAGUGGCUCGACGGCAAGACUGGCAUCCCCAGCAAGAUCGACCUCGAGAGUGUCUAUGAUGGCAGCGCGCCCAAGGAGGUUGCCUCUGACUACAAGGCUCCCGCCCAAUCGUCGCCCACCACACCCAAGGCCGAGAUCAAGCGUGAAGAGCCCAAGCGCGAAGAACCUAAGCGCGAGGAGCCCAAGCCUGCCGUUUCCCGUGCCCCCCCACCCAGCAUCAAGGACCAGAAGAGUUCCAUUUCCAACAUGGCCAACAAGUUCCAGGACAAUGAGGAGGAGGAUGAUGACGACGCCGAUACGACCUCGAGCUUUGAAGAUAUCGGCCGCCCCGCCCAGCGCAACCCCGUCCCGGUCCGCGCGGCCGAGCCCAAGCUGCCGACCAAGACGACCUCGGCGCCCGCACCCGCGCCUGCUGCUGUUCCUGUUACCGCCACCGCGCCCAUCAAUACCGCUGUACCCAGCCGCACACCUGUGGGCGCAUCGACCCCUGUCGGAGGCACAGCCGUCGAGUCGUCCCUGGAGCAGAUCAAGCAACUGAUUGAGAACCAGACUAAGAUUAUCACGCAGCAAAACGACAAGAUUGGCCAGCUGACGCAGGAGGUCGAGCUGCUCAAGCGCAAAGUUGGCCCCACGGGUUCGCAGGACCAGAAUGAACGUAUCCGCCAAUUGGAGCUGGAGCUGGAGGAAGCGCGCUCAUGA
Cordyceps militaris CM01 is the source of this 2106-nucleotide messenger RNA. RefSeq names its product coronin-6. Gene Ontology annotation, molecular function: actin filament binding. NCBI's taxonomy places the organism in Eukaryota, Fungi, Ascomycota, Sordariomycetes, Hypocreales, Cordycipitaceae. The coding region runs from base 1 to 2106 and encodes 701 amino acids. The record is from RefSeq and is a predicted model, not a curated record. The transcript is spliced from 9 exons. Gene Ontology annotation, biological process: actin filament organization.